This is a messenger RNA of Carlito syrichta (Philippine tarsier), 2619 nucleotides long. It is a transcript of the gene KLHDC1, whose product is annotated as kelch domain containing 1. Bases 1 to 1158 code for a protein of 385 amino acids. The record is from RefSeq and is a predicted model, not a curated record. The transcript is spliced from 13 exons. Gene Ontology annotation, molecular function: protein binding. NCBI's taxonomy places the organism in Eukaryota, Metazoa, Chordata, Mammalia, Primates, Tarsiidae.
AUGUGCAAAGGCAAGGUGAAGUUUCAAGGGAUAUCUAUUGAAGACAAUGAAGUAUAUUUGCCUAAUGAUGAAAUUUGGACCUAUGAUAUUGAUAGUGGGUUGUGGAGAAUGCACCUCAUGGAAGGAGAGCUCCCUACAUCCAUGUCAGGAAGCUGUGGUGCUUGCAUUAAUGGAAAGUUGUACAUUUUUGGAGGAUAUGAUGACAAAGGAUACAGCAAUCGACUUUAUUUUGUUAAUUUGCGAACAAGAGAUGGAACCUACAUUUGGGAAAAAAUCACCAACUUUGAAGGACAACCACCCACGCCACGUGAUAAACUUUCCUGCUGGGUCUAUAAAGACAGAUUAAUAUAUUUUGGUGGUUAUGGGUGUAGGAGACACAGUGAACUUCAAGAAUGUUUUGAUGUUCAUGAUGCAUCUUGGGAAGAGCAGAUAUUCUGGGGAUGGCAUAAUGACGUCCAUGUAUUUGACACGAAGACACAUGCUUGGUUUCAACCAAAAAUUAAGGGUGGAGUUCCACCACAGCCACGAGCCGCGCAUACGUGUGCAGUUCUUGGAAAUAAAGGUUAUAUCUUUGGCGGACGCGUUUUGCAAACUAGGAUGAAUGAUUUACACUAUCUAAACCUAGACACCUGGAUUUGGUCUGGAAGGAUUCCUGUUAAUGGAGAAAGCCCAAAGCAACGGUCAUGGCAUACGUUGACACCCGUAGCUGAUGAUAAGCUUUUCCUAUUUGGUGGACUAAGUGCAGAUAAUAUUCCUUUAAGUGAUGGUUGGAUUCAUAAUAUCACAACAAAUUGUUGGAAACAACUUGCACAUUUACCUAAAACAAGACCUAGGUUAUGGCACACAGCCUGUUUGGGAAAAGAAAAUGAAAUAAUGGUAUUUGGUGGGAGCAAAGAUGAUUUACUUUCCUUGGAUACAGGCCACUGUAAUGAUUUACUGAUCUUUCAGACACAGCCUCACUCACUACUCAGGUCAUGCCUCGACUGUAUUGGUAAAAAUGCUAUCAUUUUAGAAAGUCAGAUAUCUUUAUUACCUCCUAAGCUUCUGCAACAAGUACUCAAAAAAAUAACAUUUUGGACUGCAGCUAAUCACCGAGAAGAACAAAGAGUCCAAAAAGAAGAAACAGAAAAUAAAUAUCAGUGGAUCAGUAGCAAUUAAAUUGUUUUGAUCAGACUAUAUAUUUACACUCCUAAAUUGCAGGCUUUACUUAAGGGAUAAAAAUUGAAACACAAAUGCUGUUAAAGUGAUCAUAUGCCAUGGGAUAUAUGGAAAUAAGAUGUUAAUGCAGAUUGUAUUUGUAAAUAAACUUCCUUCUGAGCUGGCGAACAGAUAUUCUUUCUGAAAGUACAAUUAUAACAGAUUUUAACUCAGUGUGUACUCUUUAUUGGAAAGAUUAUGAAAACUUGAGAAUAAGAAAUUAUCCCCAGAACUUCAGAUAUCCUCCAACAUGAUUUUAUAGGUGUGUGUGUGUGUGUGUGUGUGUAUAACUUAUUAGUGUUAUGUAUAAGUUAUAUAUAUAUAUACACACACACACAUCUAUAAAAUCAUGUUGGAGGAUUUCUGUAUAUACAGCAUAUAUAUAUACACAUAACAUUAUAUAUAAGUUAUAUACACAUACAUAUAUAAAAUUCAGAAAGAAUAAAUUUUCUCAAGUUGUUUAAACAUUACCUAAGUUUCUCCCUAAGUAAGUUAUUAAAUAACUUCUCCUUAAAUAACUAAUACAAGUGGCCAAAAAUUACAAAAUAGGCAAACACCAGUAUGGUAUUAAAUAAUUAACUUCUAUUCUUUUAGCACUUACCUAGUAAAGAAUUCUUUGGCAUCGUAUUUUUUUCUUCCUCUUUAUUUGAGUAGGGGAAUAAAUGUCUUCAACUGUCCCUUCAUUCCCCCUAAGUUAUUAGUUUUUCCAGUUUCAUGUCUUAAAGAAUAUAAAGUGGAGAUUUAUUUAUCAUACAGACUUUGAAGUAUUGAGAAGCAGUAUAUUUAUUAGCUUUUGAGACACAUUAGAAUACAUUUUGCCUUGGAAGAGUGCUUCUGAAGUCCUCCAUGUGUCAUGAAUUGGGGUGGUAAUCUAGUCAUUUGACUUGUUACAACACCCUUCAGGCUGACCCAAACAUUCUACGGAGUUGAUGCUCAAGACACUAAGAAGUUGAAAAUUGAAUACACUCCCUUUUGUUUUCAGCAUUACAUCUAUACAGGAAUAUCUCUAUUUUUCUCAAACUGAUACUUUUGUCAUAACUAAGAAAUUUUUCUUCAUAAAUUUUUCUUCAAUCAUGUUCUUCUAUUGAGUUACUCAUUACAAUUAAUUACUUUAAAGCUUGGUAUAUAAAAUCAUUCUCCACAGUACCACCAUGCAAGCUAUCUCUGAAGUUUAAGAUGUUAGAAAAAAUAGAUUUCUAUAUUUAAAUAUGUAUAAUUUGUAAUGAAAAUUAUAGUAGUUUGUAGUAUUUCAUUAAAUUUUAGAGAUAUAUUUCAUAUAUGUACUAUAUUUUGGAUGUGUAAAGCUUCUAUUUAUGUAUUGAAAUAUUUUUUUACAUUUUAUUUAUUGUAAAAGUAUAUCGAAUUACUGUUUUCAUUUUUGUCAGUGUGAACCAGUUAUUAGAGUUGAUUGUGCAAAAAAUA